UCAAACACCAAACAUUCUGUGAGUUCUAUUAGAAAUUGUUAUGUCCUACAUUUACUUAUUAAUAUUCACAUUAAUAGUUUUGUCAGUGUACGCGAGAUCUACCUCCACCAUUGAGAUGUUAUGUAAAUCAACCAAAAGACUGGAUGGAAAUACAGUCAUAGUCACUGGAGGUACAGCAGGUAUGGGGUUAGAGAUUGCAACGGAUUUUGCAAAGCGAGGUGCUCGAGUGAUAAUCGCUUGUCCAUUCGAGAAAGAAGGUUUAGAAGGGUGUGAAUAUAUAAAGAAAUUAGCAAACAAAGAAGCCAUAUUUAAACUACUUGAUUUAUCUUCAAUCCAGUCUGUAAGAAAAUUUGCAGGUGAAAUAAUUGAAAGUGAAGAAAAAUUACAUAUAUUAGUAAACAAUGCAGGAGUUUAUAUGGCCGACGAGUUUAUUACAGAUGACGGAUUGAACUCUGUAAUGCAAAUUAACUAUUUUGGGCCUUUCCUGCUAACACUAUUGCUGAUACCUCUUUUAAAAAAGACUGGACGAAUCUCGGAACCUUCUCGGAUUGUAAAUGUGACAUCCCAAGCACAUUUUAAAGGGAAAAUUGAUUUUAGAAAGAUGGGUGAUAUAAAAUACUGUUCGUCAUUCCAAAUUUAUGCAAAUAGUAAACUUUGCUUGACACUAUUCACUCGGGAGUUAACCAAAAAGUUAAAAAGGUCCAAUGUAGUGGUCAAUAAUGCAGAUCCAGGAUACGUAGCCACGUUUAUUGUUAAGUUUGAAAACAGAUUUCUUAAAUUUAUGUAUUACUUACUGAUUCAAGUAUUGCGGAUUUCUGGUUUUAAGAGUCCUCUGGUCGGGGCUCAGACUGCUAUUCAUGUGGCGUUAGAUGACGACGUUGGAGCAGUGAGUGGAGAGACGUUUUACAACUGUAAAUUGUCCAAAGCUGCAGUGAUGACUUAUGAUGAAGACUUGGCGCAAAAAUUAUGGGAUGAAUCCAUAAAACUUGUAAAACUAGAAAGAGAAGAACUAUUUGAAGUUUAGACAGAGGUAGAUUUGGUAGACGGUAUGUCUGAUGCAUACUUCUGAUUAAUUUAAUAGAAGUGCUGUCUUUGUGUUAAGAAGCAUCGGGCGUAUUGAAAAAUACUAUAUCGCGCCCGAUGCUACUGUAUCAUGUGAUGUGCUUUAAUGCCUCUGGUGACUUAUGUAUCUCGUGCAGUCAAGUGCGAGAGACCUUAAUAUGUAUAACGAUGUGAUAAUUACGGGUCUCCCCGUUCGGGACGGAUUCUGCUCUGCUGUCUAUAGGUCG
Maniola jurtina (meadow brown) is the source of this 1289-nucleotide messenger RNA. RefSeq names its product retinol dehydrogenase 11-like. The record is from RefSeq and is a predicted model, not a curated record. The coding region runs from base 41 to 1024 and encodes 327 amino acids. Lineage: Eukaryota; Metazoa; Arthropoda; Insecta; Lepidoptera; Nymphalidae. The transcript has a single exon.